Molecule: messenger RNA, 925 nt
Organism: Sesamum indicum (sesame)
Lineage: Eukaryota; Viridiplantae; Streptophyta; Magnoliopsida; Lamiales; Pedaliaceae
Source: RefSeq, a predicted model, not a curated record
AAUUUUGUGUUAGUGGGAAAAAUGUAGGAUUAACACAACACAAAACAGAGCAGUUCUUGGGAGUGGGAGGUCUAAUCUAAUCUAUUCUUCUUCCUACCUCUUUCCAAACUGCAGCCCCUCAACGACUCAGCCCAGAAACAAAUCUUGCGAGUUUUGGAAGUAAAUAUCGCGCACGCAAGAAUUGACAGAGAAGAAGAGGAGAAAGAAGCAUAAGCAAUGAGUAGAAUCACGAGUCGCACCUCUUUGCGAUUCUUCUCCUGCCUUUUAUCUUCAUUUGCUCUUCUGCUAAUUCCAGGAUUGGCUGACAACUUAUCCACAUCAAGUUCUUCCAACGAGAACAAAGCUGCAAGUAAGAAGUCAUCUAGAAGUUCCACUGGGUUGGAAAUCCUUAUUAUAUGCCUUGGGCUUUUAGCCGUGGGUGCAUUCUCUGUGUUCCUGUUCAAGCUGUGGCAAAGAAAGAAGAGAGAAGAGCAACACGCACGCCUUCUAAAGCUCUUUGAACAAGAUGAUGAACUGGAGGUUGAACUUGGGAUUCGGGAUUGAGAUUGGAUAUGGCUUCUCUGUUGACUGAGAUAUAAACGAGACGGAGGUGGGGUGCCACUCUUGACACUCCUUUUCUAUACAUGAUCUAAGAUUGUAUCUUCUCCUCCUUUAGGUUAUUUCCAAAGAAUCACCUUGUUUAUAUAUAUAGUCUUCAUUUAGACAUUAGUAUGCAGUAAUUUGUUGGGUCCCCUGUGGUAAUAUUUGAAGUUGAACCAAAUUACUCAGAAAUGUUGCAUUUUUGGUGAAUUCUCUUGGGUUUUUGUUCUCUUGCGCAGGCAUAUUAGGAGAAUGUUGUACGAGAAUAAGAAGCUUUGUGUCUGCUGCUCUGCCAUAACACAAACUAAACAUAGUUUCUUGUAAACUGCAACAUUUGUUAUAUGGA